UGCUGUUAUUAAGCAUGUGAAGCACUAAGUCAUUUCUAUGGCAUUGUCAAAAACAUCAGCAUGAGUAAAACAAUGCUGCAUGCAUUUUUUUUAUUACAGUGCAACACAUCACAGGUGUUUUAGUGGUUCUAAACUGGAAAUGUCCACAGGUCUGCAAAGACACAGUCUAGAAAUUUUAUAGAAUUGUUAUAUAUGAAAAAAAUAUGAAUCUUUAAAUAUUAUAUUCUGGGUAGAAUUUCGUUUUAUGAUUCAGCCAACACAGGUUUGUGUAUGAAAUAAAUUCUGUGAAAGUCUGUGUGUGUGUGUGUGUGUGUGUGUGUGUGUGCACCAAAGUAGAUUUCCAAAGUGGACUGAGAACAGUGAAACAGUGUGUCUGUUGCACUCGAUGCUUAUCUACUUUUAGUUUCUCCCCCAAAAGUAUUUUUUGUGAAAAAAAAAACAACACAGUGAAUAAUACACCUAAUUCCUGUUUGUUUACUCACACGACUGCAUGAAUAUGCUCUCUGGGCUAUACAGAGUAAAGGGUAAGACAACAAAUAUACAAUAACGGAUGUACAAUAAAGGAUGCAAAUAAAGACUUAUUCAAAUAUAUAAAAUAAUAUAAAUAAUUAUAUGUACACAAGUGUAUUAUAAAGCAUUGCACAAUGUAGGUGUUGUGCAGAAAAAUGAUUUACAUUUAAUGCACUAUUGAAAAGGCUUUUGGUGUCACUGUUGUACAUUGUUACACAAAAUUACAAAAAUAUUUACAACUAAACUAAUUGGAUAUCACUUGGAUAUCAGAGUCAGUCAGAGUCAGAGUUAGCUUUAUUGCCAAUUCUGUUAUAUGUACAGGACAUACAGAGGAUUGAAAUUGCAUUUCUCUCAGUCCUACAGUGACAAAAAAAAACACAACAACUGAAAAAGUAUCCACAUACUAUAUAAAUAUAUCUAUAAAUAUAAAUACAGUAUAAAUAUAAAUGAUAUCUUGUGUGUUUGAAAGACAGGGUCCCUGCUGAUCUAUUUAAAACAGUAUUUUUGUAUACGGAUGUCAGUGAUUUGUCUUCACUUGACAGUGCAUGCAGCUGCUCACUAAAAUGUGCCAGAACGUUCUUUAUCAUAUGAGCUGAGAUUCAGUGGCUAUAGAUAGACCUCUGUAUAUCAUGUAUAGCAUGAAUAUAUCUUAACAUUAUAAAGAACACUGCAUUCCAUCCAUUUCAGUGCAAGGGCACAGGCUGCAGUUUUCCAGUUUCUGGGUCUUCAUGGCUUAUUUUGCAGUUGUACUCCAAGUAGAUGAGCUGGCCUGAAUGUGACAUUUGGUUAAAACCCAUGAAAAGUCACAGAUUUGCUCAAUGGAUAUUAAACUUUGAAAGGAAAUUUUGGGCGAUCUCCAGUUCUUGCCAAAGAGCUCAUAUCCAUCAUUAAUCCUUUAUACUGUACAGUAAAACCUCAAUUAAAAACUACUUAACCAGGAUUUAAGAACCAGGUGUCAGUUAUCGUCAUUUCAACAUGUUAUUCCAAGGUUUAUACUUAUUUUUAAGGGAGGAAGAAUCCCUUACUGGCAUAACUCCAUAUAAAGACAUUCAGUCUUUGCCAUACAAGCAUUUUUCAGAUAGGGGCUUUUAAUAGUAAUGUCUUGGGGCUGCCAGGCCGUGAAACAGAGCAGUCAGGCUCAGAUUUUGAUGACGCCACAACGAAAAAAGUGUAAAACUGUCCAAGCUCUGAAAUGGUGAGAGGGAGGAGUGGCUUUUUAAGCUUGUGCAUGUGGAAGGCAGUGGAGCUUUUCUCCAAGUGACACAACUGUUUGAGAAGCAGUUUUAAAAAGAAGCUGUGUGCAAAGGCAAAACCUAACUGUUGGGUGGGAAUUGGCCAAGACUAAAUUAGUGAGAAAUCAGGAGAAGAUAUUUCAUAAUACAAUUGUUCAGUUUACUUUAGGAUGUGUAAACAGCCAUGAAAAUGAUGCAUGUGACUUUAAGAGAGAUGCAGGCACUGUACCCAUCUGCCUUUAGAGUGAAGAGAGGAACUCCAGCGCUGCUUAACCCCUCAGUUCAGAGAUCAGUGGAGGACGCCAACCUGCUCUAUGAGGUGGUGUGGUCAGGGCUGUAUGUGGAACCAGAGAACAAUGUGCUCCGCAUGGCUGAUGAGGAACUUGCUUCUCUUCGAAAACUGCAGCCUCUGGAGGUAUUGUGUGAAGACGUUCUUCCGAGGACGCUGUCAGAUAUCCGCCGCCUCUGCCAUCAUCUGGAACAGCACCGGGCUCGCUUGAGCAAGGAAGACUUUGAGCGGACCCUGCUUACCCUGGUGUACACGGCUCAGCGAAUAGCACAGAGCAGCGUGGGCCAUCAGAGGGAGCUGUGGGCUGAUGCACUGCUUCAGCUGUAUAGAAGUAUUAAAAAAGAUCUGGGGGUGGAGUGACGACACUCUCAGAACAGCAGAAUACCAGUGUACAAAAUAUUACGUCAAAAUUGUAUACCAUUCUGUACUGUACUGGCAUUAUAUAGCACUCUAAUAACCAAAUCUGGCAAAAUAGUGGCUUUUUCUCACUGUCCAUCUUACUUCCUGACUGAUCCUGAAUUCUAAAGAGCUGUAGGUUUAAACCUAGGUGGAGAAAAACAAUACAGACCCAAAGCAUCAUUUACUUACUCAUUAAUCAUAGAGCAAAUGAACCUACUUUCACUUCCUACAAUGACAGUUAUUGUUGUUUUCUUUCUAGAAUUUAGUAUUCAUUUUUUUCUCUUUUUUUAUACACAAUUGCUUAAAAUUAAUAAGAUGAAAGCUACAUUCUUGACCUGUGUAUGUCCAGAUGUCUUGAUUAGAUGCUUAAGCCACACUUAUCAGCCAACCAUUAAAUAUUGCUCAUUCCUGCAUUUAUCUAAUCAGCCAAUCAUAUCGUUUCAAUAGUUUCAAUAAAUGGAAACAUUCUUUUAAAACAAAUUAUUU
Hemibagrus wyckioides is the source of this 2916-nucleotide messenger RNA. Its product is annotated as protein FAM180A. The coding region runs from base 1927 to 2391 and encodes 154 amino acids. The transcript has 3 exons. NCBI's taxonomy places the organism in Eukaryota, Metazoa, Chordata, Actinopteri, Siluriformes, Bagridae. The record is from RefSeq and is a predicted model, not a curated record.